UCGCUGCGGCGCCUUUAACGAAAGCUGAGAUUUAUUACUCGGUGGGCUGAACAAAAACCAAGGUGUACCCAUGGGAAGGAUGCGUUUAGUCGUCUCUCUCCUCCUUCACACAUUUUGAAGUAAAGGUAAAUCAGUACGCACGCUGCUGUUUAACUUGCAGGAUUAAUUGCUUUCUCUGUAUAAGCUGACUGGUACGGCUCCUUCCCUGCGGUCAGCAAAGCUUUGAGAAACAACCCCUCUGCUGUUAUGGAAACGUGAGGGGGCGGAAGGAAACUCGGACUGCAGAGGUCUACAGUAGCGGCUGCCCAUUUGCAGAAGGUAGAGGAUGGACAGGGCCGCUGCCGCUGCAGGGUGAUGGAUGUGCUGCCAUGGACAGAUCGGGCAGUCGUUACAACGACGGUUCCCCUGGAGUGGUUGGGCCGGGCCCAGGUGGCGGGGGGCUGCCAACCAACGAGGAGGAGCUGUCCUUAAUUGCGGUGCUGAAGUGUUACGAACAGCCCAUCAACGAGGAACAAGCGUGGGCCGUGUGUUUCCAGUGCUGCCGGGGGCUAUUGCAGCAGCCAAUGGGCGGGGGCGUGCUUCUUCGAGACCCUGAGUCGCUCCUGCUGCACAAGGAUGGUUCAGUCACGGUGUGCAGGGAGGCCCGAUCCAAUGUAAACACAGCAGGUCCAAGCAGAAAACAUGUCCCACCGACCUUCACUGAAGCACAGAUCGUCCAGUCGCUAGGAUUCACCAUUUAUCGAGCACUGGACUGGGGUCUGGAUGAAAAUGAAGAGAGGGAGCUGAGUCCAGAACUGGAGACUCUUAUUGACAUGAUGGCCAAUGGUGACUCCAAGGACAGCAACGGCAUAGCAGAUGAGGGUUAUGAGGGUCAAGAAGAUGAGGAGGAUGAAGCUGAUGGGCCUCCACGGACUGUUAAAACCUUCCAGCAGGUGAUGAGGGCAUGCGCAUUUCGACUGACAAACCCAAGUGAAGCACAGUCACACUAUCAAGCAGUAUGCAGAGCCCUAUUUUUGGAGACCUUGGAGUUGAAGACAUUCCUCGAGAAAAUCCAUGAUGCCAAAGAGAUGCUGAAGAAGAUGGGAGAACAUGACGAGUCACUGGAAACAUCAGCAAUGGAACUGGACGAUUUGAGACACACUGAUUGGGCUCGACUUUGGGUACAGUUGAUGCGAGACCUGCGUCAUGGAGUUAAACUGAAGAAGGUUCAGGAAAAGCAAUAUAAUCCUUUAGCCACUGAAUACCAACUGACUCCCUUUGAGAUGUUGAUGCAGGACAUUCGGGCACGCAACUAUACACUCCGCAAAGUUAUGCAGGUAGAUGGCUCUAUUCCACCAAGAGUGAAGAAAGAUGCUCAUGAACUUAUUCUGGAGUUCAUCAGGUCACGACCUCCUCUGAAGCCGGUCUCGGAAAGAAAUCUGCGGCCCUUGCCUGUGGUGCAACAGACUUUACAUGAACGAAUCCUGGCAGAGAUCAAACAGGAAAGGAAACUGCGUCCUGUGGAGAAAGAAUAUGGAUCACUCCCCUGCCUUUUGACCGCUUGUUCCAAAGACCCAAAGUCCUCUUCUUGUAUGAAUCUCUCAGUCCCAGACACAAACACCAAAGGGCAACGUCAGCAUCACAGAGUCUUGUUGAAAGCACCAACACUGGCAGAAAUGGAAGAGAUGAAUAUUUCAGAGGGCAGUGGGAGAAGAAAGUCCAGACCUACCUUGGAGUUUGUGGAAAACAUAGGCCUGGUGGCCAUCAACAUGGAAGAAGACUCACCUGAUGGAGACAUUAGAAGAGUACUGAGCUCACCUGUGCCCCUGAAACGGGACCGCUCCUUCUCUGAACGGGACCUUGCCCAGUUACAGACUGAGAUGGCAGUGUCACAGUCAGAGUCGACAUAUUUUAAACCAAGAGAACCUACCUUAAGGCCUCGUUCAGGAAGCACAGUCUCUGCACCAGGAUCAAGAGUCACAGGACAAAGUUCUGCACCCGCGUCAAGGACCACAGUCCAUGGUUCUACAUCAAGGUCAACUGCCCAUGGUUAUGCAUCAGGCUCAAGGUCUACAGUACAUGGCUCUGCAUUAGGAUCAAGAUCCACAGGUCAAAGUUCUGCACCAGGAUCAAGGUCCACAAGCCAAAGUUCUGUGUCGAGGUCAAGGCCCACAAGCCAGAUUUCUGUAACAAGAUCUAGGUCCACAGCGCAAGGGUCUGCACAACGAUCAAGGUCCACAGUCCAAGGUUCUUCAAUAUAUAAUCGCCAAACAAGUUACAGGCCUCGUCCCUUCUCUCCAGACCGUGUUUCUCUCAGCUCAGUGGAUGAGAAGUCAGAGACAGACUCUGUAUCUGUAUCCAGUUCCAAGUACAGGUGGCUGGAGGAAUUUAGCCACCCAGUAGAAAGUUUGGCUCUGACUAUUGAAGAAGUCAUCAACAUCCGCAAAGUGCUGGUAAAGGGAGAACUGGAGAAGUUUCUUCAAAACAAAGAACUGUACAGCAAUUUAAAGAAAGGGAAGGUGUGCUGCUGCUGUAGGGUGAAGUUUCCUCUCUUUUCCUGGCCCUCGUCCUGCUUCUUCUGCAAAAGAUCUGUCUGCAACUCUUGUCAUAUGAAGAUGAAGGUUCCUUCUAAAAGCCCUGGUCACAUUCCUGUUUACACAGUGGGAUUUGAAAGCAGCCAAGGGACUGCCUUCACAGGAGCUUCACACUCCAGAAGAAAUGAACCUUAUCAGUCCUUAAGCAGUGUGACUUCACAGCCUGUGGAGCAGGAGUUUCCCUACAUCUAUGCUAAUGGCUACAGCCUGAAGGACGUCUGCACAGAAUGCACAAAAUUUGUGGCUGAUGUCAUCAGCUCAAGCAGGAAAAGUCUGGAUUUUUUGAAUGGACACCCUAGAAAGGGUCGCAAAACACAAUCACUGUAUGUCAACAGACCAGCCAGCUACCGAUAAACAUUCAUUUACACUGGCGUUCUGACCUGCUGUAGGCCACACACCCUAUGACAUGAAGUUCAGCAUUGCUACUGUAUGUCAGCAGGCUGGCAUGCAAAUGACUGCUCCUUAUUACUGUCCUUGGAUGCUUCUCCACUGAACACACUGUGCUGCUUGUCAGUUACCUGACAGUCUCACCUUUGCAGUUCUGCCUUACCUCUAGCUGAUAUAGUGGCCUAUAAAAAGUAUUGGAUCAUAAGAAAAUGGAUUAUUGUGUACAGUAUAUUGAAAUGCCUUGAUGUCACAAACUUGCAAUAUAUUUGUUCAAGAAAGAAUGUUUCCUAACUGUGAAAUCUCAUUGGCACCUGUGACACAGAACUGGUACUGAUUGGUGUAGAUAGGAUGAGGACAGAUCCCUGCAUUUUUCAGCACUCUGUCAUACCGUUUAAUUCAUUUAAGCACUAUAUCAGUACUAAUGCUGUUAUUGUCUUGUUGGACUUAUGAACAAAGUGUGUGUUGGGGGGUGCACUUCUAUCACAAUCCCAUUGCAUCUCAUAUUGCAUACUGUCUACUGACACCUACUGUAUGAAGAAAUAGUGCUUUCAGCUAUUAGCACUGCUGAAGUAUUUAUGCAUGUCAGAUUUACAUUGGGAGCAAAUGGCACCGGUAUAGAUGUAAUGGAGAUAAAAUAUCCAUUAAAGUUUGAAUUUUCCUUUUAAGGAAACAUUCAUAUCAAAAUUAUUAGUUUGUUGGUCUGAAUAUGAAAAAGCAACAUGCAUGGAAAUCUGGAAAACUAAAUGGACUGAAGGGUGGAAUGGGAAAACUCAUGCGACCCACAGCAUUCUUACACAGCAACUUGAGUAAAACUGUAAUGGAAUGUACAGUUUUGAAACUAUACAUUUUUUGUUCACUGGGAGGUCAGUGUCUCUGUAUAUUCAUCACUUUCCCCUUGGCAAAACUGCCUAUAGCUUUUCUAACUCCUGAUACUGGGGUCUUCACCUUCUGUUUCAACUCUCUUUACCUAAUUUCUAAUGGUUCUGUGUUAAUUGGUAACAUCUACUUCCUGACUGUCAUCUACAGGGCGUGCUGAUAUUAAAAGUAUAACUAUGUAGUUUCUGACUCCUUCUUAGGGUUAUGUCUCUGAUUUCUUCAGCUCUCAACUCCUAACUUAAUACUCCUAACAUUAUGACCUGCUGAAGGUAUGGGACAUAAUACAGAAGGCUCCCAAGCAACACAAGGUAACUAAGACUGAGAAAUCCCAGGAAGUUCCAAAGGGAGAAACUGUCUGAUUUUUGCUGUUGGCUUUAGGAUUUUUGUAACUGCUGAUACGCUGCAGUAGCUAUUUAUGUGGCUAUUCUGUGCUGUUUUAUAUUUUAAUAUUUUCUGUUUAACUCUGCAUUUUUACAUCAGGCCUUUCUGGUGUCUUGCUUAGCACAACAUUCACUAAUGCUUUAACAGGCUACAACAGCAAGUGAUGUCAGCUGAACACUUGAAUGAUUGGAUUGCAUAGUAUUUAUGAAAUCCAACCCCCCAAAAAACAGGAGGAUAUAUUCUGGGGGUAGUCUAAAAUGUUUAUCACUUUGUCCUGUGAGCUGGUAUGUUUUAUUUUUUCAUUUAGUUUCAUAGAAUACAGCUAGAGCUGCAUCUCAGAUAUAUUAUUUUGUGCUCAGGUGCAAGAAAGAACAUGGAUGUCAGAUGCAUAACUAACCCUUUUAGGCACAUUCCAUGAAAUUAAGUGAAAAUUAAAAAAAAUCAGCUUUGCUGUUUUUGAAAGCAGAAGUUCUUCAUGUUUACUCCUUUUUCCACAGUUCUUGUAAUAAAAUGUCUUUAUGAUUCAUAAA
Molecule: messenger RNA, 4747 nt
Organism: Protopterus annectens (West African lungfish)
Lineage: Eukaryota; Metazoa; Chordata; Ceratodontiformes; Protopteridae
Gene: SPIRE2
Product: spire type actin nucleation factor 2
Exons: 16
Coding region: 369-2927 (852 amino acids)
Biological process (GO): cleavage furrow formation; intracellular transport; actin filament network formation
Cellular component (GO): cytoplasmic vesicle membrane; cell cortex
Molecular function (GO): actin binding
Source: RefSeq, a predicted model, not a curated record